Molecule: messenger RNA, 715 nt
Organism: Rhodamnia argentea
Lineage: Eukaryota; Viridiplantae; Streptophyta; Magnoliopsida; Myrtales; Myrtaceae
Product: protein yippee-like At5g53940
Exons: 5
Coding region: 322-702 (126 amino acids)
Cellular component (GO): ubiquitin ligase complex
Source: RefSeq, a predicted model, not a curated record
GUUCCUCUGGCUCAUUAAUUUGCUAUUUUUCCUAUGAAUUAAGAAGAUGCGAUCCAUAAAUUACAAGUGGCUGCCAAAUUAGGCCGAGAAGAUGAAGUGGCGGGCAUUGGCUGACGUGUCGCCACUUUCAACGACAACUGCUUACCAAAACCAGCGGUCCACACGAAUCACGAUCACCGUUUCCUCCCCCCAAAAAUGUAGAAGUCAGACGAGAUUUGAUACGGCGGGUUGAAUUAGUCCCGCCAUCGAGGGAUUUCAGUCCAAGCACAUAAAGAAGAAGAAGAAGAAGUAGAAGAAGACGAGGCGGCGGAGACGGGUACCAUGGGGAGGGUCUUUCUAGUUGAAUUGGGAGGCAGAGCUUACAGAUGCAGGUUCUGCAACAGCCCUCUUGCUCUUGCUGAUGAUGUGAUCUCUAAGUCCUUCAGUUGCCGCCAGGGAAGGGCAUUCCUUUUCAGCAAUGUGGUAAAUAUAAUGGUCGGAGCUGAAGAGGACAGGUUCAUGCUUUCCGGUAUGCACACCGUCAAAGAUAUUUUCUGUUGCUGCUGUGGGCAAAUCCUCGGUUGGAAGUAUGUUGCUGCGCAUGACAAGAACCAAAAGUACAAGGAAGGGAAAUUCGUUCUCGAGAGAUGGAGGAUCAUGGAGGAGGUCACCGAGGAUUUCAACUUGGAGGCGCACCCCGGUUUCAGUGAUGUGGAAGAUUAGUAAGUAGUUGAAU